AUGCCUUUUGAUCAUGUGCUGAGAGUGUUGCUCGCCUUUUUUAAUCUUACUUGUGAUAAUACGCUGAAGUUUCCUAUUUAUACAAAUGAUUUGGUACCAAACACUUGGAAACCUAUUAUUACUACUACUAUUACUACUAUUACUACUACUAUUACUACUAUUACUACUACUAUUACUACUAUUACUACUACUAUUACUACUAUUACUACUACUAUUACUACUAUUACUACUAUUACUACUACUAUUACUACUAUUACUACUACUAUUACUACUACUAUUAUUACUAUUACUACUACUAUUACUACUACUAUUACUACUAUUACUACUAUUACUACUACUAUUACUACUACUAUUACUACUACUAUUACUACUAUUACUACUAUUACUACUAUUACUACUACUAUUACUACUAUUACUACUACUAUUACUACUAUUACUACUAUUACUACUACUAUUACUACUAUUACUACUAUUACUACUACUACUAUUACUACUACUAUUACUACUAUUACUACUAUUACUACUACUAUUACUACUACUACUAUUACUACUAUUACUACUACUAUUACUACUAUUACUAUUACUACUAUUGCUACUACUACUAUUACUACUACUAUUACUACUACUAUUACUACUGCUAUUACUACUAUUACUACUGCUAUUACUACUAUUACUGCUACUAUUACUACUACUAUUACUACUAUUACUACUACUAUUACUACUGCUAUUACUACUGCUAUUACUACUAUUACUACUACUAUUACUACUACUAUUACUACUACUAUUACUACUAUUACUACUACUAUUAUUACUAUUACUACUACUAUUACUACUAUUACUACUACUAUUACUACUACUAUUACUAUUACUACUAUUACUACUACUAUUACUACCAUUACUACUAUUACUACUAUUACUACUACUAUUACUACUAUUACUACUACUAUUACUACUACUACUACUAUUACUACUAUUACUACUACUAUUACUACUAUUACUACUAUUUCUACUUCUAUUACUACUAUUACUACUACUAUUACUACUACUAUUACUACUAUUACUACUUAUUGGAACUGUUUGGAACUUUUAUUAGAAUUUGUCUAUGUGAUGGCUGUCACGACAAUAUAG
Messenger RNA from Lottia gigantea (owl limpet), 1128 nucleotides. RefSeq lists its product as hypothetical. The record is from RefSeq and is a predicted model, not a curated record. Bases 1 to 1128 code for a protein of 375 amino acids. The transcript has 3 exons. NCBI's taxonomy places the organism in Eukaryota, Metazoa, Mollusca, Gastropoda, Lottiidae.